This is a messenger RNA of Sphaeroforma arctica JP610, 4235 nucleotides long. Its product is annotated as methionine synthase. Lineage: Eukaryota; Ichthyosporea; Ichthyophonida. The transcript has 19 exons. The coding region runs from base 1 to 3696 and encodes 1231 amino acids. Gene Ontology annotation, biological process: pteridine-containing compound metabolic process. Gene Ontology annotation, molecular function: cobalamin binding; zinc ion binding; methionine synthase activity. The record is from RefSeq and is a predicted model, not a curated record.
AUGUACUUUGACGGGGCUAUGGGUACCAUGAUUCAGAACGCGAAAAUGGAGGAGGAAGAUUACCGAGGCACCGAAUUCAUGGAGCAUAAGAAGAAUCCCAAGGGAAACAAUGAUAUACUGACCCUCACCCGACCCGAACUCAUCAAAGACAUUCACAGGCAAUAUCUGGAAGCUGGAUCCGAUUUUAUCGAGACCAACACUUUUAGUGGAACCACUAUUGCCCAGGCCGAUUACGAAAUGGAACAUCUCGUUGACCGCAUCAAUAUCGAAUCAGCCCGACUUGCCAAAGAGGCUGUAAAGGAGCACUACGCGAAAACGGGCAUUAAGUGCUAUGUGGCUGGUGCCAUGGGUCCCACCAAUCGAACGCUUUCACUCAGUCCGUCUGUGGAAAACCCUGCGUUCAGAAAUGUCACCUGGGAUGAGCUUGUGGCGGCUUACGAUCAACAAGCACGUGGUCUGCUUGAAGGCGGGGCGGACAUUCUGCUAGUCGAGACUAUCUUCGACACGGCCAAUGCCAAGGCGGCGUUGUUCGCCAUAGACGCGAUGUUUGACAGCGGUGUCACCAAAUGUCCUGUCCUGGUCAGUGGUACCAUUGUAGAUAAGUCCGGGCGCACCCUAUCUGGACAAACGGGCGAGGCCUUCCUUAUUAGUGUGAUGCACAAUAAGCCCUUGGCCGUGGGACUGAAUUGCGCGUUGGGUGCGGAUGAGAUGAGACCUUUCUUGGAAGCGAUUAGUAACUAUACGGAUACGUAUGUACUGUGCUACCCCAAUGCGGGUCUACCCAAUACCUUCGGCGGCUACGAUGACACGCCAGAGAAGAUGGCUAACGAUGUAUCUGACUUCGCCGAGAGUGGGUUCAUUAACAUCUUGGGUGGUUGCUGUGGAUCUACGCCUGCACAUAUCAAAGCCAUUCGCGAGAAGUGCUCUCAGUAUGCUCCCCGUAAACGCCCCGCAAAUCGGCACGAGGGCUUUCUGAUGCUGAGUGGUUUGGAACCGGUUGAGAUCAGCGAAGGCGCCAUGUUUGUGAACAUCGGCGAGCGCUGCAAUGUGGCGGGAUCACGCAAGUUCUGUCGGUUGAUUAAGGAGGAUAAGUAUGAUGAAGCGUUGGCCGUCGCUAAGGAGCAGGUCGAGAAGGGUGCUCAGAUUAUCGACAUCAAUAUGGACGAAGGCAUGCUGGACGGUGUGCGGGCCAUGACCCGUUUCGUCAAUCUCAUCGCCUCCGAACCCGACAUCGCCAAGAUGCCGUUGUGCAUCGAUUCGUCUAAUUUUGCCGUGGUUGAGGCCGGCAUCAAGUGUGCCCAGGGCAAGUGUGUGGUGAAUAGUAUCAGUCUUAAGGAGGGAGAGGAAGAGUUCCUGAAUAAGGGAAGGCUUCUCCGCAGAUACGGAUGUGCCGUGGUAGUGAUGGCCUUCGACGAGCAGGGCCAGGCCGCCGAUGCCGAUCGCAAAGUGGAAAUCUGCAAACGCUCGUACGAUUUGCUGACCCAAAAAGCCGGAACUGAUCCAAAUGACAUCAUUUUCGACCCGAAUAUUCUGACCAUUGCUACGGGCAUGGAGGAGCACAACAACUACGGUGUGGACUUUCUCAAUGCGUGCCGUGAGAUCAAACGCAUAUGCCCCGGGGCUCGCAUCAGUGGUGGGGUGUCCAAUCUGUCCUUCUCGUUCAGAGGAAUGGAGGUGAUCCGUGAGUCCAUGCACUCCGUCUUCUUGUACCACGCUAUUCAGGCGGGUAUGGACAUGGGUAUCGUCAACGCCGGAGCCCUACCUGUGUACGAUGACAUCGACCCGAAGUUACUGAAGCUGUGCGAAGACCUGUUGUUCAACCGCAACGACGAGGGAACUGAGGCCAUGUUGGAGUACGCGUCCAGUCUCGGAACUGCGGCCAAGAAAGCCGUUGUGUCUGAAGAGUGGCGCAGCUGGAGUGUACAGGACCGUCUAUCGCAUUCGUUAGUCAAAGGCAUCGACAAGUACGUCGUCGAAGACGUCGAAGAAGCACGCCUGCAAACCAACCUGUAUCCACGCCCCCUACACAUCAUCGAAGGUCCGCUCAUGGCCGGUAUGAGUGUCGUGGGCGACCUAUUUGGCGCAGGCAAAAUGUUCUUGCCGCAAGUCAUCAAAAGCGCGCGAGUGAUGAAACGCGGGGUGGCCCAUCUGAUCCCGUUUAUGGAGAAGGAACGGGAGGCUAACCUAGCGCUCUUGGGCUUGGACUCGUCCGAACCCAUGUGGAACGGUACGGUGAUCAUGGCCACCGUCAAGGGAGACGUGCAUGACAUCGGCAAGAACAUUGUCGGGGUGGUGCUGGGCUGCAACAAUUACAAGGUGGUAGAUCUGGGGGUCAUGUGCACGUGCGAGACUAUCAUCAAGGCGGCAAUUGAGCACAAGGCCGAUGCGGUGGGGUUGAGUGGACUGAUCACGCCGUCGUUGGAUGAGAUGAUUCACGUAGCGCGCGAGUUCGAGCGCAAGGGUUUGAAAAUCCCGAUUCUGAUUGGAGGGGCGACAACAAGCAAGAUGCACACAGCCGUCAAGAUAUCACCGCGGUAUAAAGAACCGGUCAUCCACGUACUCGAUGCGUCGAAGUCAGUGGUGGUGGUGGGAUCACUCAAGGACGAAAAGGUGAAAUCCGAAUACAUUACCGAGAUCGCAGAAGAGUACGCAGAGCUGCGAGAGGAUCACUACGACUCGCUCAAGGACCGUGUCUACGUGAAAAUGGAGGUCGCGCGCAAAAACGCGUUCAAGAUCGACUUCACCCAGUACCCUACCCCUGUACCGGCCCAACUGGGCAAUGUUGUGUUCAAAGACUUCGACCUGGAAGAGCUCCUGCCGUACAUUGAUUGGAAACCGUUCUUUGAAGUGUGGCAGCUGCGAGGGCGUUACCCGAACAGAGGGUAUCCCAAGAUAUUCAAAGACAAGACUGUGGGAGAGGAGGCCAAGCGGCUGUUUGAUGAAGCACAGGAUAUGCUCAAGGACCUCAUUGCCAGCAAGAAGAUCAAGGCCGCUGGUAUUUGCGGCAUCUACCCGGCCAACAGCGUGGGCGAUGACAUCGAGGUGUACACGGACGAGACCCGCACAACGGUGAGCCAUACCUUCUAUAACCUGCGUCAGCAAGCCGAAAAGGACGCUCGCUCCGAUCCCUAUUUCUGUCUGUCCGAUUUCGUGGCCCCAAAAGAUUCGGGCAUUCCCGAUUAUUUGGGAGGGUUUGCGGUCAGCUGUGGGUUCGGUGUUGAGGAAUUGUCCAAGGUGUACGUGGAUAACCAUGACGACUACAACUCUAUUAUGGUAAAGGCCCUGGCGGAUCGACUGGCGGAGGCAUUCGCAGAGCUCCUGCACGAGAAGAUGCGUCAGCAGUACUGGGGCUACGCCAACGAGGAGAACAUGUCGGCCGAAGAAUUGCACAAGAUCAAGUACGCGGGUAUCAGACCCGCACCUGGAUACCCUUCACAACCGGACCAUACGGAGAAACGGGCGCUAUGGGAUUGGUUAGACAUUGAGAAAGAAACAGGAAUCGAGCUAACGGAGUCGCUGGCUAUGAGCCCCGCGGCGUCGGUCUCUGCGCUGGUGUUUGGUAACCAGAAGUCCGAAUACUUUGCCGUAGGUAAGAUGACUAAGGAACAGAUUGACGACUAUGCCAACCGAAAGAACAUGCCCAUCGACGAAGCCGAACGAUGGAUGAACUCCAAUUUGGCCUAUGAACUCGAUUAAGCAGCCGAUAUAUUCAGGAACACUAGAUAUAAGGACGCCUCCUGAAUUCGGGAACUGAGAGAAAAUGGGUCUCCAGAAUUGAGGAUAGCUUGCAGUUGGGUUGAGGUUUACUUACCCUCCCCACACGGUCUAGAGAUUAGCUAGAUACUAGAGUACAAUAGUGGCGACCGAAAGUCAGGAUAUGUUAUAGGGCUGGCAUAGCCUAUUGAGGCUUGCGUAUGUUGGUUAGGGGUUAGAUAGUCUCGUUCAUUAGACGUGUCGUAGGUUGUACAAGAACAUGUUACACAAAGUGUGUACUGGUAGUAACAGGUGCGUAUCGUUGAGAAGGAGUACCUGCUGAAUGUGUGGGCACGCUCCCCAUUGAGAGCUGAGGUGACCAUCCCAGCUGGAGCUUAGAGGACAAGGGUUGUGAUAGGAAGUGGAAGCUGUUCUUGCAUACACACUAUGCUGCACAUAGAUCAGCAAUACCAUUGAUAAAAUAUAUUAACACAAGUUUAUCGUCCUCUCAAGGAAUAAUAAAAUAUUUUGAAAUACUGAGA